AAAAAAAAAAAAAAGCAGCGGCGACGGAGCUAAGUCUGCGAAUCCUGCGCCGCGGCGAAGAGUUAGGGGUAGUGAGAGCGAGAGAUUAGUCAGGCUCGGCGGCUUGCCAUGGCUUCCAGGGCUGGCGGCGGCGAGCCGUCGGGGUCCGCCUCGGCCAUCCUCGCCGACACCGCGAGCGGGUACCACAUCCUCAGGAUCGACGCCUACUCCCGCACCACCGCGACUUCCACAGGGGAGUACCUCAACUCCCUCCCGUUCACCGUGGGCGGCCAUCGCUGGCGCAUUCGCUACUACCCAACGGCUUCACACCAGGGCACAAAGAUUACAUCGCUUUUCCUAUAUCUCGACGAAAGCGUCACCGAGGCAAUAAAGGUGCAACUCAAGUUUCGUUUCGUCGGCAACGUGGCGGAGCAGGCAUUGACACUGGGAGUGGUACACAGCUUCAUCAGCUACUAUGCUUGGGGGGACUAUGAGUUCAUCAAAAGGAAAGAUUUGGAGAAGUCCAAGCAUCUCCAGGACGAUUCUUUUGCCGUUCGGUGCGAUGUGGUUGUUACCGGCGAAUUCCGCGCAGAGGAGGCGCCGGUGGUCACCACUCCAGCCUCUGUCUCCGUGCCUUCUUCUGACCUGCACAAGCAUCUUGGUGAUCUCCUCCAUUCAGAGAAGGGUGCCGACGUGGUGUUCGACGUUGCCGGUCAGACGUUCGCUGCACACCGGUGCGUGCUCGCAGCACGGUCACCUGUCUUCAGCGCAGAGCUCUUUGGUGUGAUGAAAGAGAGCGACACUGGAGUUGUGGUGCGCAUAGAUGACAUGGAGGCUCAGGUGUUCAAGGCUUUGCUCUACUUCAUUUACACUGACUUAUUCCCAAACACGGCCGAACAAGAUGAAGAUGUUUUGUCUCAGCAUCUACUGGUCGCUGCGGACAGGUACAACUUGGAGAGGCUGAAAUUGUUAUGUGAGCAGAAGUUGUGUGAGUAUAUUGAUGUGGGUACUGGGGCAACCAUCCUGGCUCUAGCAGAGCAACACCACUGCCAUGGACUCAAGAAGGUGUGCUUCGAUUUUCUCAGCUCUCCUGCGAAUCUGAAGGCAGUGGUGACCAGCGAUGGCUUUAAGCAUCUAAGCAGAAGCUGUCCCUCUGUUAUGGAGGAGGUGAUUGGCAUGCUCACUAAUUAGUUCUUUGAUGCCUAAUUUCUUAGCAACUGCGGAUGAUCUUUUCGGGACUUCUGUCGUCAAGUAGUUUGGCAAUGGUAGUGGGACUUGCAGUUGUGCACCCAAAGUUUGAAGAAGAUUCUAAGUAGUUUCAUCUGUUUGCACUUUGGUCAGUUGAUUGCAUCUGUGCAACUCUACCAAUUAAUGCCGGAUGAUUUUUUUGUCUGCUAACUUUUGAAUCUCCACUGGAAGUUCAUCGAUGUGUCUGGCAUAAUUCUCUGGAUGCAGCAGUUAUUUUUCUUUA
Panicum virgatum (switchgrass) is the source of this 1450-nucleotide messenger RNA. RefSeq names its product BTB/POZ and MATH domain-containing protein 1-like. The coding region runs from base 109 to 1170 and encodes 353 amino acids. Gene Ontology annotation, biological process: protein ubiquitination. The transcript has a single exon. The record is from RefSeq and is a predicted model, not a curated record. Gene Ontology annotation, molecular function: protein binding. Lineage: Eukaryota; Viridiplantae; Streptophyta; Magnoliopsida; Poales; Poaceae.